Drosophila innubila is the source of this 2612-nucleotide messenger RNA. It is a transcript of the gene UbcE2H, whose product is annotated as ubiquitin-conjugating enzyme E2 H. The coding region runs from base 714 to 1265 and encodes 183 amino acids. Lineage: Eukaryota; Metazoa; Arthropoda; Insecta; Diptera; Drosophilidae. The transcript is spliced from 2 exons. The record is from RefSeq and is a predicted model, not a curated record. Gene Ontology annotation, cellular component: nucleus. Gene Ontology annotation, molecular function: ubiquitin conjugating enzyme activity. Gene Ontology annotation, biological process: protein polyubiquitination; ubiquitin-dependent protein catabolic process.
GCUAAGUUGGCAACAGUGCAUAGGCGAGCAUAACAGCUGGAAAGCCGAAGUCGUCAAACAGCAACGGUAGAAGACGAAAACGAAUGGAGCGAUAGCAACGCAGUGCAUUUCUAUAUGUUGAGACAUUAAACAAUAAUUAUUAAACAAUUGUCGCUGUCGUAACGAAGCAAGAGCGAGAAAAAAAAACGUGAAAAAAAUGCACAGGCGGUCGGUGCAAACAACAAUGUGGAGAAGUAUCGAAGCGUAAAAAUCAAAGGCGGCAGCCAGCCACUCCAACAACAACAACAACAGCAGCAACACAAAAUCAUCAUCAACCACAAUAACAACAUCAUCAAGGAAUACUGCAGAAAAUAAGACGGAGAAAACAAAAUAAAAGAUAGACGGCAGCAGCUGCGAUUGCUCCUCCAAAAAGUUUUCAAUGUGUGUGUGCGGCCAUAGUGGAAAAGCGAGCGGGGAGCAGUAAAUACAUAAAACAAUAAACACAAAACACAAAAGCAAAACAAACAGCAAUAGCAACAAAUUAGCAACAACAACCACAACAACCACAACAACAAUCACCGCCUUAGCCUUAGCCUUAGUGGAUACAACGAUAACGAGAAGACCAAGAGACGAGACACGAUCAUCCCUCAACAUAACAAAAACACAAAACAUUUAAAUCAUAUUCAAUUAAACUAAAUUAAAUAAAGAAAUAAACGAGUAAUAAUUAUAAUAACAUGUCCUCGCCCAGUGCUGGUAAACGACGCAUGGACAAUGACGUCAUCAAGCUAAUUGAAUCAAAACACGAGGUGACCAUCCUCGGCGGCCUCAACGAAUUCCACGUGAAAUUCUUCGGGCCAACGGGCACGCCCUACGAGGGCGGCGUUUGGAAGGUGCGCGUCUAUCUGCCGGACAAUUAUCCAUUCAAAUCACCGAGCAUUGGAUUCGUGAAUAAGAUCUAUCAUCCGAAUAUCGAUGAAUCAUCGGGCACUGUUUGCUUGGAUGUGAUCAAUCAGGCCUGGACGGCAUUGUAUGAUCUAUCGAAUAUUUUUGAAUCAUUUCUACCGCAACUGCUCACAUAUCCGAAUCCGGUGGAUCCAUUGAACCGGGAUGCGGCCGCCCUGUACCUGCAUGAGCCGGAGGAGUAUCAUCGCAAGGUCGCCGACUAUGUGCAGCGGUAUGCGACCGAGGAUGCGCUGCGGGCGGCGCAGCAGGAGCGUGAGAGCAGCGACAGUGAGUCCAGUAUGUCUGAUUACAGUGAGGAUGAGGCCAGAGACAUGGAGUUAUAAUAUCGGUUUAACAAUCGCCAAAUAACUCAAACAACAACAACAACAAUCGCAUUGACAACAAUUGCUGUCUGUUAAAACUAAAAAGAAAGAGAGAAGAGAGAGAGAGAGAGAGGGAGAGGGAGAGAUACAACAAUCAGAUCGCCUAAUAAUUCAAUAUAAACAAAAUAUGAUGAUAAUGAAGAUGACGAUGAAAACAAACAACAAUAUUAUGAUUAUGAUAUAUACAAUACAUAUAUAAAGAACGUGAUUCGAUGAGGGCGCAUAUCGUAAUACGAUGCGAUAUGCGCGCACAUACUUAUAAAUGCGAUAUAUACAUGCAUAUAUAUAUAUAUACCAACAAAAUAUAUAUGUAUGUGCAUAUAUAUAUUGAUUUAUUAGCAUAAGCAACAAAAAGUUUGAAACAAUUCUUAGUAAUAUAGCAAUUAGUAGCUGAUAAACAAAAAACAUUAAUAAUUUUUGGAAUGAAAAAAACAAGAAACAAAUAACAUAAAACAGAGCAUUGAAAUCUAACGCAAUUAAAUAUGGUUCGAAAAAGUACACACCCAGAAACUACACCCCCCAAAACCCCACCCCACCAACCCCCACUACACUUGACUAGUUGAUCGCUAACGACAACAAAAAUGAAAUCCUCUAAUUAGCCUUUCCAUUUCAAUACCAAUAUCAAUUUCAAUGUCCUUCGAUUUUGCUUGUUAUCUUAAUAUUAUUAUGUUAAUGUAUGUAAUGUUUUAAUGAAUAGGCAACUAAAUGAUCUUUAUAAUUAAAUGCAAUAACUUUUUUUUUAUGUCUUAAUAUUUAUACCCACCUUUCUUCCAUCAUUUUGUGUUUGUGUUUUUUAUACCCUGUUUUUUUAAUUUUUUAUUUAAGUUUUUAAAAGUCGCUGCGAUGGAACAGAACAGAACCGAACAGAAAUCGUUCAGUUAAUUAAGUCUAACGAAAAGAAAUCAAACAAACAAACAAUUAAUAAUAAUAUUAAUAAACAAUUAAAGUAAUUAUAUAAUUGUGUAGAGUUGUGUAUUCUAUAUAUGUAGUUACAUUUACGAUUUUGUGUAUAUACAAUAUAAAUAUAAUUCAUGAAUUGAGUCCUUCAAUCUUGAUCAUUCUCUCUAUGCUUCUCUUUGAUCUUAUAACUAGCUGUUGUUUUGUUUACUUUUAUUGUAGAAUACACAACUCUACACACACAUACACACACACACACACACACACACACACACAUACAAACAAACAAACAUAUACAUAUACGAAGUGUACUUGUAGAACACACUGUUCACAUUUGGGAUCGAAUUGUAGGUACAGUGAGAAUAACCCUGACACGGUUUUUAAGCAAAUCAAACAAGAAAUAAUUAAAAA